Messenger RNA from Lacerta agilis (Sand lizard), 2649 nucleotides. RefSeq names its product rho-related BTB domain-containing protein 3-like. The transcript is spliced from 13 exons. Gene Ontology annotation, cellular component: cytoplasm. The coding region runs from base 221 to 2059 and encodes 612 amino acids. Gene Ontology annotation, molecular function: ubiquitin protein ligase binding; GTP binding; GTPase activity. NCBI's taxonomy places the organism in Eukaryota, Metazoa, Chordata, Lepidosauria, Squamata, Lacertidae. The record is from RefSeq and is a predicted model, not a curated record. Gene Ontology annotation, biological process: regulation of proteolysis; proteasome-mediated ubiquitin-dependent protein catabolic process.
GUCUGGAGGAACCUGGGCAAGCUGGGCUGGAAGUGCAUGAGAAAGGAUUGCUGAAUAGGAGGAGGACGGUGGCGGAAGCACCCCACAGCCGUCGACGGGGUGAAUGAAACAACCUCAGGAAAUGGAGAAAGAAUAAACCCAAGGAGCUUUGGAUUUAUAAUGCAAGCAGCCUUUGCAGGAUCCAUAGUCACAUUGCUCUCCUGUUUUUGGAUUUAAGAUCAUGUCCGUUCACGUUGUAGCUUUUGGAAAUGAAAGAGGUGGCUUUUCCGAGGAUGAUCAGCAGAGGAGUCUGAUUUGGACCUAUCUUGGGAGAAGUGCUCUGGUUUCAGAGACUGACAGCAGCUUGUUGUUAAACUCUGCCAAUUAUGUUAGAAACCCUGCAUUCACCGAAUAUCAAGCCUGUGUGUUUGGAAAUGUCAGAUUGGUGGUACAUGACUGUCCUCUCUGGGAUAUUUUUGACAGUGACUGGUACACAUCUCGGAACCUUAUUGGAGAAGCAGAUAUCAUUGUGAUUAAAUACUCUGUAAAUGACAAGUCUUCAUUUCAAGAAGUAAAGGACAUUUAUGCACCACUGAUAAAAAAAGCAUUAAACCACUGUUCAAUUCCUGUCAUAAUUUCUGCUGUUGGUGCAAGACAAAACGAAGUCCCCUGCACUUGUCCUUUGUGCAUCUCAGACAGAGGGAGCUGUGUUACAGCUUCUGAAGGGAUUCAGCUUGCUAAAGAACUUGGAGCUACUUAUUUGGAACUGCACAGUCUCAAUGAUUUCUACAUAGGAAAAUAUUUUGGAGGAGUGCUGGAAUAUUUUAUGAUACAAAGCUUGAAUCAGAAAUCUUCUGAAAAAAUGAAGAAAAGGAAAAAAAGCCAUAAGUGCCAUGGAGUUAAGCCACCUCAACUUGAUCAGCCAGAAAAAAUGCCAAUCUUAAAAGGUGAAGCCUCGCAUUAUGACUCCGAUUUACAUAACCUGCUGUUCUGUUGCCAGUGUGCAGAUGUGGUAUUUUAUUCUGAAGACUUGAAGGAAGUAGCAGAAGCUCACAGGAUUGUUCUGUGCUCUGUUAGCCAUGUGUUCAUGUUACUCUUUAAUGUGAAGAGUCCAGCAGACAUUCAGGAUUCCUCCAUCAUUCGAACUGCCCAGACCCUCUUUGCAGCAAACCGGCAAGCUGUGCUUCCUGUUUUAAACCACAACUCAUCAUGCAAUUCACCAGUAAGAGUCAUUGUUAAAGACUCUUUCUUCUGUUCUUGUUUGUCAGACAUUCUGCACUUCAUUUACUCAGGUGCUUUCCAAUGGGAACUAUUGGAAGAACAUAUCAAAAAGAAGCUGAAGGAUCUUGGGAACGUUGAGCUUGUUCUUGAGAGAGUAAAAUGUAUCUUGAAAAUUCCAGGAAAGGUUAACAGCUCAAGAAAUUGCAGAUCAUAUUUGUCAAAAAGGCCCCUGCAGUUAUGUAACAGCUCUCUCAGGCUCUUCUUUAACACAACUGUGUUAGCUGACGUCAUGUUCAAAAUACAAGGUGCUACAGUGCCAGCUCACAGAGCAGUCCUUGUGGCUCGCUGUGAGGUAAUGGCGGCUAUGUUCAACGGUAACUAUGCAGAAUCUAAUAGUUUUCUGGUUCCAGUUUAUGGGAUUUCCAAAGACACUUUCUUGUCCUUUCUAGAGUAUCUGUAUACGGACUCCUGUUGUCCAGCCAGCAUUCUGCAAGCUAUGUCGCUCUUGAUUUGUGCUGAGAUGUACCAGGUGUCAAGGCUCCAGCACAUCUGUGAGCUGUAUAUCAUCACACAGCUCCAGAGUAUGCCUAGUAGGGAAUUGGCAUCAACAAGCCUGAGUGUUGUCAGCUUGCUUCGAAAAGCAAAGUUUCACAACUCUGAUUGCCUUUCAAACUGGCUUCUUCAUUUUAUUGCUUCUAACUACUUAAUCUUCAGUCAAAAACCUGAAUUUGAAGACCUUUCAGUGGAAGAACGCAAUUUUGUUGAGAUGCAUAGAUGGCCUUCUAGUAUGUACCUGAAGCAGCUCGCAGAGUACAGGAACUACAUUCAUUCUCGAAAAUGCCAUUGUGUAGUAAUGUAAACUGAAAGCUGAUCCAUCUUUAGUUAUGAAUAGAAGAAAGUCAAUUGCUUCAGGAAUCUUACAACUUCACAAGACUGAAGGCAAAUGCUGAGCUUACAUGCUGUGAAACUAUUAUCUAAUACUGCACUUGCUAAUGAAUAACUACUGUAUUUUUUUAAAAGCAUGUGAAACAAAAUUUAGAAAAGCAUAAGCAUUUAACCAGGAUGUUUCCCAAUUCUGCUGCUGGGUCUAAUUUCCUUGUAUAGGGACAUCAAUUCAUGUCAUAUUAUUUCAGGUUUGUAGUGGAAUUUGGACUUAUUUAGAGCCUGGAAAUCUUGUCAGCCUCUGUGAUUGGGAUUUUAAGAGUCUGAAGGAGAUUCCAAAUUCAUUAAAUGUUUGUAGGUUCUCUUUGUCUGGAAACUGUAGAACCCAAUUUUGUUUGCUAGUUACUCUGUUAAGGAUUUCUGUGAUUUAUUUUUGGACCUUUUAAGAAUUUUGUAAAAACAUAGAGUAUUAUUUUUCUGUACUGGGAAUUAGAAAAAUGUACUUCCUGUUAGCAUCAUUAAAUUCCUAUGUUAUGGUGUAAAAUACAUCACUAUGUUUCUAGAAAA